AGGAUUGUGCUUUGUUUUGAUACAAAAUUAUUUUAUGUAUGAUUUAUUGGUUAAUCGAAGGAUACAUUCCUCAGUUUUCAUACAUUCCAAAUCUCCAUUGUUCAGGAGUGCACACUUGAGAAGAUGCUCGUUUAAAGUGUGUGUCCCACACAGGUCCGGUGACAGCCAUCUGCUGGGGUCCAGGCCUCUUCUCAAAGAGAGCAGAAAGCCCUUCCCCCAGCUGUUCUCCGAAAGCUCUUCCCAUUGAUAUUUCACUUUUCAGUUAUCAGGGUGCCUCUGAUCGUCAUCAUGAAUUAUACAGGCUGAAGUGACGUCACCGUGAACUCGACUCCUGCGAACACAAACGGGUUUCACAAGGCGAGACAAAGCAGAGAUCUUUACGCGUGUCUGAGGCGGUUUUCGCACGCAGUUAGCAGCAGAUAUGCUCCGAGAACCGCGUCGCUUCACGAGCAGCAGGACUGAGGAUGAGAAAACUAAACAACAGCUCACUUUUGUUUGCGUCUCUAAGCGAGGAGCGACACAGUAACGGACAGAGCCGAGCGCUGUAUGACGUAAGCAACAAACGACACACUGUAACAUUACAAACAGCGUUUGAUCUUCAAAUGCGCGCCGAUGAAUGUGGAUGAAGAACUGAUUUGUUAUUUGCUGGUGGAUGGAUAUCAUAUGAACAGCAUUAAACUCAUCUUUUCUUUAGAUCUGACUGCAGUAAAAUGUCCUGCAGCAGCACGGACCUCUCAUGCGUCCCGGGUCAGGAGCCUGUGCUGACGGUGCACCUGCUGACCGACCCCGGUGCGUCUCUGCUCCUCCAGCACACUCUGGACCGCCUGCUCAAACGGGUCCGUCCCGGCCUACGCCUCUUCCACGUGUCCGAGCGGGCCUGUCCUGUACACGCCCAGCGGCCCGCGGCCGGACACCCCUCACACGCCGUCACCAUAUUCCUACACGAGUGCUACGGAGAGGAGCGUAUUCUCCGAGUGCUGGACUUCCUGCAGCGUCCGCCGUGGCAGUAUCACCAUACGGAGAGCUGCGGUGCUGGAGAGCCCAGGGGUCACCCUAGUGUCCCGUCCAGCGCCCUACUGAGGCCUUAUCUCCUGCCCAGCCGGGACUUCUACAGCCUGGGUGUGGGGAUGCCGGUGUGGGGCGUCCGGCCGGUGCACUACGGAGGGGAGGUGGUGCGGGUGACUUUACACAGCUCCUAUGAUAACUUCGAGGACACGGUGCGUUUAUAUGAGACGGUGCUGCAGAGGAGGGUGGAGGAGCAGAAGACGGGCUUCUGCUGGUUCACGCUGCUCACAGAAGCAGGGUUCAGUCUGCAGCUGGCCAUCAAGCAGCUCUCGCCCGGGGUGCGGCCGGAGCCGUGUUCCUCCACCGUGCUGCAGUUCAGGGUGGGGGAGAUCGGACAGCUCGUGCCCUUACUGCCCAACACCUGCUCGCCCAUCAGCGCCAGCCGAUGGCACACCGAAGACCUGGACCGCAACAAGAUCCUCUUCCAGGUUAAAGCUCCAGCACAAGCCCAAGGCUUCCUGAGGUCUGCGUUUCCUCUGAGCUGUCCCAGGAUGCUGCUGAGGAGCUGUGGAGCUGCCAGACCCCCUUCCACCGCUCCCUGCAGGAGGACGUCCCAUCUGAAGGAGCAGGCCGAGGACCGCUGUCCCCGCGGCGUGGGGUCAGGCAGAGAGAGCGCCGGCUCAGACAACACCCGCAGCUCUCCUCCGGGGUCCUCCUGUUACUCGUCCCUGCGCAGCAGCCCCGCAGGCCUGUCUGUCAACUGGUACGAGCCAGCGCUCACCUCCGAAACCUCCCUGUCACGCCUCCGGCUGGAAGAGGAGGAGCCGGAGACGGAUGUGGACACAGGUUGUGCUGUGAAGCUGCAGGCCGCUGUAGGAGCGUCUGCUCUGCUGAGACACGGUCUGGAUGAGCCUGACGAGAGCGUGAAGAGUGUCCUAGCAGAGACACAAGACGAGUUCUUCAUCUGACUCUUCAUUCAGAAUGAGACACACCAAUGAGUGUUUUGUGGAUAGUCUUUUAGUGACUUUGGUAUUGUCUGAUGAUGCAGCAUUUGGAAUGAACUUUCUGUUUAAAGUAUUUCUCUUGAACACCUACAGAAAUAGAAGUAAUGCUAGAACUGUAUUCUGAGCACACAUCUUCUUACAGUGUAGCAUGAGCCAAAUGAUUAAUAUGUUACACAGUACAUUUUAAACAGGCAAAGAUAAUGAGUGCAGUUGAUGAAUACUAGUAAACCCGAUGUAUAUGUUAUUCCAGACACAACCAGUGGGUCUGGUUCAAAUCAAAUUGACAUGUCUAAAAACAAAACAGGUCAAAUAUGCAAAUCAGAUGUUGAUUUGAGGUAUUUUGAACAUCAAACAUAUUUCAGUGUGGGAUUAACAUCCUAUUUGCACCCAAAUACCACUGGAACAAUUUGACUUUAAAACUGAAUUAAAAAUGAUGUUACAGCAUCUUGAUCAAA
Messenger RNA from Carassius auratus (goldfish), 2464 nucleotides. RefSeq names its product protein FAM124B-like. The transcript is spliced from 4 exons. NCBI's taxonomy places the organism in Eukaryota, Metazoa, Chordata, Actinopteri, Cypriniformes, Cyprinidae. Gene Ontology annotation, cellular component: nucleoplasm. Bases 711 to 1973 code for a protein of 420 amino acids. The record is from RefSeq and is a predicted model, not a curated record.